AUGAAAAUAGCAGGAAUUUCACUGAAAAAAGCGUUAUUCCAAAGAUGUGACUCUGCCUUAGUGGGAGCGUUUCUUUUUGUUAUUGGGAGUGUGGUCUCCAAAUUGUCAAGUUUCGUCCUUAAUAUUUAUCUGGCAAAGAAGAUAGAUCCAGAGUUAUUUGGAAUCGGUUUUGUAAGUAUUGCGUUAAUUACGAACUUAUCUCAAUCCUUAAACAAGAAAUGUUUUCGGAGAGUGGCUCUUUCUGAGACUACCCAACUGAACAAAGAAGAGAAUUCUUAUCAUAUUAUUUUACAGAGUAGUAUCAAUGUAUGUUGGCUUUCUAUUGCAUUAACAAGCAUCCUUUCCUUGGUAAUGAGCUUAAUCUGGAUGUCAAAUCCUCCUUCAAACAUAGUUUUGGACAAUAGGCUUGUCAAACAGUUUAAUAUUUCUGUAAUAUUGGCAGGAAUCUCUUCGAUUAUUGAAUCUAUUUCUGAGCCUUUAAUCUUUAACCUAAUUAAAAAAGAGCAGGUAUUCCUCAGAAGUGUCAUUGAAAUGUUUUCCGGUAUAUCCAAGAGCGUAUUACUCAUAUUUUUUGUAAUAUUCAAACGUUCCAAUUUGGACAUUCUCUACUACUCUAUCGGCCAGUUUAUAUACUCCUCAGUUUUUCUUGUCUCAACUUUGUUCGCCUGUUUCAAGACUUCCGGCUGGUCCAAAGAUCUCAUCAUUCUCCCAGGGGCCUUAGGGACAUCCUCCAAAUCACAGUUUUUUCUGAAAAACCACAAAAAUAUACUUAAACAACAAAUUCUCACCAGCAUCCAAUCAACUGUUUUACAGGAAACUGACAAAAUACUCUUACUUCGCCUUUUUUCCGCCAAAGAAUGGAGUGACUACGGAGUUAUCUCCAACCUGGCCAACAUUGUUACUAGGGUUCUAUUUGCUCCAAUUGAAGAAAUUGCAACAGAACGCUUCAGAGAAGUUAAGCUUGACACUAAUAAUAGUAAGUCAAUGAACCACUUUCAAGUACAACUUACCCCACUCAGAGAGCUCCUGUUUUUCUCUACCUCCAUUGGGAUCCUAGCAAUAUGUUUUGGUCCACCAGUUUCCAAAAACCUCCUCAGUAUUUUAUUUGGCCAAAACUGGGUCAGGCCUGAAAAUAUUCAGCUAUUCUCAGCCAAUCUCUACAUACUUGGAAUACUCUCUAUCCAUGGAAUCCUUGAAACUUUUAUGCUCUCUUUAGGCGGCAUGGACCAAAUUUCUGCAUACCGGCGGGGACUAACACAGAGAUACCUAGUUUAUCAAAUUGGGAUACACCCAGAGGUCAGGAAACUACUCAGAAACGAUAUAGGUGAGCUACUCAUUAGUUUUUUGGUUGCACUCUGCUCCCUAGCUAUUUCACUCCCCUCAAUCCUCCGAAUUCUUAAAAAAUCACACACUGAUAAGCAUAAAUAA
Cryptosporidium ubiquitum is the source of this 1428-nucleotide messenger RNA. RefSeq lists its product as uncharacterized. The transcript has 2 exons. The record is from RefSeq and is a predicted model, not a curated record. Gene Ontology annotation, cellular component: endoplasmic reticulum membrane. Gene Ontology annotation, biological process: glycolipid translocation; dolichol-linked oligosaccharide biosynthetic process. The coding region runs from base 1 to 1428 and encodes 475 amino acids. NCBI's taxonomy places the organism in Eukaryota, Apicomplexa, Conoidasida, Eucoccidiorida, Cryptosporidiidae.